Molecule: messenger RNA, 1824 nt
Organism: Clunio marinus
Lineage: Eukaryota; Metazoa; Arthropoda; Insecta; Diptera; Chironomidae
Source: the annotation of a GenBank genome assembly
AUGUGGGAUGUGAAUUAUAAGGUUUGGUUUAAGAAUCGGCGUGCAAAAUGUCGUCAACAAUCUCAACAACAAAUGUCAAACUCAUCAUCAUCCAAUCUUAAUAGUUCAAAAUCUUCGGGUAGCUCAUCGUCCAACACGCGUAACUCCAAUAGUUCAAAUUCCACCUCGUCAUCAUCGAAUAGCAAAACGACAAGUUCGACAACAAACACUACGAGUGGUAGUUCGGGCACGAAAUCGUCACACAUCAAGCAUACGCCAACGCUGGCUUCAACGGCCAAUGCUAACAGUGGCAACAACAACAAUAAUAACAACAACUCAUCGUCAAACAAUCAUAAUAGUAACAAUAACUCAUCGAGUGUUGUUAACAAUGGAAUGAGUGCUUUAAGCAUAUCAAAUCAGCACAACAACUCGUCACCGAUUUUGCCCAUCACACCAUCAACGUCGGUGAGUCCACCAAUAAAUGUGAUUUGUAAAAAAGAACUGCCGUAUCAUCAUCAUAACGGCACAAGUGGAGGCCUCGGUAAUCAAUCGUUGGGCAAUGGUACGAUGGACAUUAAGCCGGGUUCAGGUGGGUCGUCGGGAUAUGACAGUCUUAAAGACAGUGACUUAGGCAUUACAUCGGUCCAUCAUUCAUCAUAUCUUAAUAUCAAUUCACGAUUGGGACAAACAGGCGGAAAUCUGACACCUCUCGGCUCAAAUUCAUCGAUUAUGACGACACCAUCGCCACCAAUCACGCCACAGGCGAGCGCUCACAAUCCAUUGUCGUAUGUACCAAAUCACGAGUCUUAUAAUUUUUGGCAUAAUCAGUACAAUCAGUACAAUCCAAAUAACUACAAUACACCUUCAUAUUACUCCCAAAUGGACUACUUCAACAAUCAGACACAAUCGGGAUAUAAUAUGUCACAUUCAGGCUACUCAACAUCAAAUUUUGGUCUCGCUUCGAGUGCUGCUUCUAUGGGUGGACCAAUGGGCGCUCAAACCUUUUCGCCUGAUUACAUGACUCAGCAAGAUAAAUAUGUUAAUAUGGUAUAGGAUUAGGAGUAAACUUUUCGUUUUCGAUCGUAAUUCUCAUGCUGCAAUAGAAAAAAAAGAAGAAGGGAAAGAUAAGAUCGACAAAGUUCUAAGAAAACGUUUUGUAAACAGAGCUUGUAAAUCUUUCCUUAUCACUUUCAAUAUCUCUUUCUGAAGCAAACUUUUUGUCAUAUCGAGACUUUUUCCAAUCAACUGUUUGUUUUAUAUUCUCGGAGAUUAUUGCAUUUGAUGAAUUUCAUACAAUGAUGAAGUAGAUGAGAAAUCGAAUGAAGCUAAUAUCAUCUGAAAUUUCAUAUCAGAAAAUUUUGAUAGAAGAGAUUAGAAAACUUUUUUGUAAAAAGUAUGAUUUUAAUUCAAAAAUUUGCAUGAAAGAAAAGAAUUCAGAAUAUCAAUAUAAAUUUUUUGAAAUUUCGAGCAACAAAAGAUUAAGAAGUGGAGCUGUUUGUAGAUGAGUUGAACGAUGUGAAAAGUUUACCAAUAAUUAUUCGAAUUCAGUUAUAUAGAAAUAAAUUCUCUUUGAAUCAAAUUCUCCACUGAAGAGUUGCGCAAUAAAUAUAAUGGAAGAAUUACUUAUGAACAAAUAAAGCGAAGAUGAAAAUUUUGAUUUAAUUUUAUUAACAGCGCGAUUUAAUUUAAGUUUAAGUUUGUGCAAUUCUUUUUUACUUUUUCUUGUAUAAUAAAACGAUUCAAAUUUCUUUAUAAUGAUUUAUAAAAUAUUGAAACAUUCUUUUUCAUAAACCCGUCAAUUUUUAAAUAUCUUAAUUGUUUGAAUACGAAUAAAACUUUCAUUAA